Closterium sp. NIES-65 is the source of this 384-nucleotide messenger RNA. NCBI's taxonomy places the organism in Eukaryota, Viridiplantae, Streptophyta, Zygnematophyceae, Desmidiales, Closteriaceae. The record is from the annotation of a GenBank genome assembly.
AUGGACGGCAGCGGGCGGUACAGGAGAGCGCAGGGGGGCGGCGGCAACCAGCAAGGGAUGAAGGGCGGAGGGGGAUUACCGCUUCUGGGACUCGUUGGCGCCGUUGGAUCUGGCAUGGCGGUACUCGACUCGAUAAUCACCCCCCAUUCCUCAUGCCCUUCGCUUUCCUCCGUUUCCUCCAUCUUGCCGCCGCGUCGUCGUGCUUCCCCUCUCCCGUCCGCCAUUUCCCCGCGCGUGCGCGGCGCACCAGGCGCUGUUCCUGCAGCUGAGGGGCGCGGAGCGGAAGAGGGGCCACGUGGAGGAGACGGUCCUGCUGCUGCAGCAGCAGAUGGCGCAGCAGCGACUCUUGCUGGUGAGGCCCGUGGGGCCUGGAGAGGAGAGUAG